Messenger RNA from Paramecium sonneborni, 735 nucleotides. The record is from the annotation of a GenBank genome assembly. NCBI's taxonomy places the organism in Eukaryota, Ciliophora, Oligohymenophorea, Peniculida, Parameciidae.
AUGAAUUCAUCUGUUACUAAUAUUAUGGACAAAGCUAUGAUUUACUUAUAUCAAAUAUUAGCCACUUAAUCAUCGAUACAAUUGUCUGAUAAAUAUGAGUAAUCAGAACACAAGCAUACUUCAAUUAUAGUUUUCUAAAGAUAUAUAUCAGAAAUCAAAGCUAUUUUCAUUUAUGCUUAUGAUUACAACUCUUUUAUUAUUAUUUAGUAAUAACACUUUCAUUUAGAUUAAUUUACAUCCAACCUAAAUCAUUACUAUGAAACAAUUAAAAACUUUCUUAUUCGCAUUCUUGAUUCAAAUUAAGAAGUGUGUUUGCAUUUUAUUAAUUAUGGUCUAGAUUUCGUAGAAGAAAAAGUAGAAACAAUUCAACAUGCCCUUCAAUUGCUUGAAUUACCUUAUUUAAAAAGUAAAAUUAUCAUUUGGAUGAACAAUCAGUAACUAAUCCAACCUAAAGAUGGUUAUUUAAUGAUUUAAUAUUUUAACUAAUAUGUGUUACUUAAAUUUCAGUAGGAUAUAAUAAAAAAUCAAGAAGGUUAUAAAGACUUUACUUAAAAAUAGAUAAAAUAAGUAUAAGAGAUCCACAAGGAAUUUAUUAAAUAAUUAGAAUUGUACGAGUAAUAUGUACAAAUGUAUAACAUAUAUUCUUUAAUANUAAUCAAUUUAAAGUAUGUGUCUGAAGUUAUGAAAUUCUUUUUACAAGUUAAUUAAAUUUUAUUUAAAACAAAAAAUAAAUGA